AUGGACUUAUUCUACGAAGGCCCAUCGAGUAGUCUUCUUCUCCAAAACAAAACCCGCCUCUGUUCCUGUGAUUGUCUCUCUGCUUCCUCCUCCAAGUGUCUCUCAACCGUACCGCUCAUCUUCCCGACACCGAGACAGUGGAAGGACUUGAUCAAACUCGCCAUUGUUUUGAGCAUUGAUUUCUUCAAAAAUGUCGGAAAAGUUGUUCGUGUUCAAUUUAUUGUAAACCACGAGGGUAAGCAUGCAGGCUAUGGCUUUGUUCAGUUUGCUUCUUCUAACCAAGCAAAGAAGGCGCUGCAAAAGAAGAACGGUGAAUUUUUGCACGAUCAUAAGAUUGUUCUUCGAAAGACUAUUAAGAUAGCUCCUCCACCCAAGUACGAAGAAGACUACAUUGGGCGAGAAAGCCUUCUGAUAGAAGAAGAUGAGGCAGUGGAAGGACUUGACGAAACUCUUGAGUACUCUUUGUCGCCAAUCUCUCUCCCUAAACUGAAAUAUUACAUAUAUGCUGGAGAAGUUGUUCGUGUUCGACUUAUUGUAAACCAAGAGGGUAAACAUGUGGGCUAUGGCUUUGUUGAGUUUGCUUCUGCUAAGGAAGCAAUGAAGGCACUGCAAACGAAGAACGGGGAAUAUUUGCACGAUCAUAAGAUUUUUCUUGAUGUGGCUAAGACAGCUCCAUACCCUCCACGGCCCAAUUACGAAGACUACAUUCGACGAGAAAGCUUUCUGAUAAAAGAAGAUGAGACAGUGGAAGGACUUGAUGAAACUCCUGAUUUUGUUGAGGUUGUUGCCGUACGAAAAAAGACGCUCUAUGUUGCGAAUCUCCCUUGCGAAAUGGAAAUAUCAGAUAUAAUCAAUUUCUUUAAAGAUGUUGGAGAAGUUGUUCAUGUUCGACGUUUGUUAACCUCCAAGGGCAAGUAUGCCGGCUUUGGCUUUGUUGAGUUUGCUUCUGCUAAGGAAGCAAAGAAGGCGCUGCGAAAGAAGAACGGUGAAUAUUUGCACGAUCAUAAGAUUAAACUUGAAAAGGCUAACAAGAUAGCUCCGCCACCCAAGUACGAAGACUACCUUCGACGAGAAGGCCUUCUGAUAAAAGAAGAUGAGGCAGUGGAAGGACUUGAUGAAACUCACGAUUUUGUUGAGGCAGGUUCCGUAAGAAAAAGGACGCUCUUUGUUACCAAUCUCCCGUACAAUACUGAAAUAUCAAAUAUCAUCCAUUUUUUCAAAGAUGUUGGAGAAGUUGUUCAUAUUCGACUUAUUGUAAACGACAUGGAAUUUCAUGAGGGUUGUUGCUUUGUUGAGUUUGCUUCUGCUAACGAAGCAGAGAAGGCGCUGGAAAAGAAGAAUUGUAAACGCAAUCGUAAGAUAUUUCUUGACGUGACUAAGACAGCUCCAUACCCUCUCCAACCCAAGUACGAAGACUACCUUCCACGAGAAAGCCUUCUGAUAGAAGAAGAUGAGGCAGUGGAAGGACUUGACGAAACUCCCGAUUUUGUUGAGGCAGUUCCUAUAAGAGAAGCGACGCUCUAUAUCGCCAAUCUCCCUUUCGGAACUGAAAUAUCAGAUGUCAUCGAUUUCUUUGAAGGUGUUGGAGAAGUUGUUCAUGUUCGGCUUAUUGUAAACAGCAAAGUCGAGCAUGUGGGCUAUGGCUUUGUUGAGUUUGCUUCUGCUAACGAAGCAAUGAAGGCACUGCAAACGAAGCACGGUGAAUACAUGGACAAUCGUGAUAUUGUUCUUGAAAAGGCUAAUGAGAUAGCUCCUACAAACAAAAGACUAACUAACGCUAUUGUUUUUGUGUUGAUUAGUUUGUAUCGAGAAGACUACCUUCUGAAGAAACCUAAGAUGGAGACCGAACCGAUUCUGAAGAGACCUAAGAUGGAGGAAUUUUGCGGUAAGAGGAUUAUCUUCUCUUACGACGACGAGUGA
Molecule: messenger RNA, 1920 nt
Organism: Arabis nemorensis
Lineage: Eukaryota; Viridiplantae; Streptophyta; Magnoliopsida; Brassicales; Brassicaceae
Source: the annotation of a GenBank genome assembly